AUGGAUUAUUCAACAGGGACCGAAGGGCUUAUUUUGGCUCAGACACAUCAGACGUCUGCUCGCAUUCUCACGCUGAAUCGUCCUAACAAGCGAAAUGCUUUAUGCCAGGCACUUAUCGACGAGUUAUUGCGACAGCUGGAGAUAGCCUCGGCUGAUCCGCAGAUCAGAGCCAUCGUCAUCGCUGGUUCAGGCGCCAUCUUUUCGGCUGGUGCAGACAUUAAAGAGAUCGCUCAAUUGGAUGGCGAAACUGCUCGGCAGAAACGGUAUCUUGAAGAUCUCUGUCAUGGAAUGAAACAGGUCCGCAAGCCGAUUAUUGCGGCGGUGGAGGGUAAAGCGCUUGGUGGUGGUUUUGAACUUGCAUUGAUGGCAGACUUUAUCGUCGCCCCGCCUAACGUGGAAUUUCGACUUCCGGAAAUAUCAAUCGGUCUGAUCCCGGGUGCUGGAGGUACACAGAGGGUGACCGCCGCUGUGGGCAAGUACAGGGCAAUGAACAUGAUGCUGCUCAACGAGCCACUUUCGGGACAUGAGGCCUUUCAGCUCGGACUCGUUAGCAAACUGGUCGAACCGGGGAAAGCUUUGUCGGGGGCGUUGGAGAUUGCAGAGAAACUGGCUUCUCAUAGUGCCUCCACGUUGAUGGUGGCAAAGGAGGCAAUAUGCAGAGCGGACGAAUUGCAACAUGACCAUGAAUUUGAGCGGUCACUAUAUUACGCCACUUUUGGGACCCGCGAUAUGGUGGAGGGUGUCAAUGCAUUUCUUGAGAAGCGUGCACCCGUGUGGAGGACGCCAUCUUGA
Messenger RNA from Aspergillus pseudoviridinutans, 792 nucleotides. RefSeq names its product enoyl-CoA hydratase/isomerase family protein. Bases 1 to 792 code for a protein of 263 amino acids. Gene Ontology annotation, biological process: fatty acid beta-oxidation. Gene Ontology annotation, molecular function: enoyl-CoA hydratase activity. The transcript is spliced from 6 exons. Gene Ontology annotation, cellular component: mitochondrion. The record is from RefSeq and is a predicted model, not a curated record. Lineage: Eukaryota; Fungi; Ascomycota; Eurotiomycetes; Eurotiales; Aspergillaceae.